This is a messenger RNA of Syngnathoides biaculeatus (alligator pipefish), 1532 nucleotides long. RefSeq lists its product as uncharacterized. NCBI's taxonomy places the organism in Eukaryota, Metazoa, Chordata, Actinopteri, Syngnathiformes, Syngnathidae. The transcript has 23 exons. The coding region runs from base 519 to 1532 and encodes 337 amino acids. The record is from RefSeq and is a predicted model, not a curated record.
UGACGCCGGUGUGUGACAUUCCUCGAAAGAGCGUCGGACAGUAGACAAUUGAACUUUUACCACACAAAUGAGGAAUACGAGGACACAACGUAGUGCGGUUCGCUAAUGGGAUGCAAUAAAUCAUGCAUUCAAGAUAAGAAGCCCCACAGCUGGUCAUAUCCUUCUGAAUUUUUUUUUUUUUCUUCCCCCAGAAGUUUCUAGGGAUGGUUAAAUCUUUUUGUGGCUGGAUUCCGCUACAAAAAAUGUGAUCUUUCUUUUAUUUUAUUUUUUUAAAUGAGCCAUGUCAUCAAAUGGUUUAAGAUUGAGUUGUUGGUCCCCAUUGCAGCUUUUUGAAGUCCUUUUUUUUUUUUUUUUUUUUUUAAUUGUGAUUUUUGUAAUUGAAGUGUCAAUCGAGUUUUGUGCAGAAGCCAAGUAUGUGAGAGGUCGGAGCGGCCCGGGAGGUGAGACGUUAACCUCUCUUUGACCUCAUAAGAAGGCGAUUUGGGCUCCGAGUGAGGAAUCUAAGUUAAAGGUCCAACAUGAGCGGACAGUGGCUGUUUCAGUAUGUGCUGAUUCUGUGGCUGGUCCAGAGCGUGCGUACCGGCGGUUACGGUGCUGGAGUGUCCGGACUCCCCACGGGCCAUGAAGCACACUUUAAUGGAAAGAGGGGACACAAUGGAGGAGGCGCUGGAAGGAUGCCGAUUCCAUCAAAAGGUGCCGGUUCAUCAUUGGGUGUGCAGAAUAGUUACGGUGGGUACCCCAAUAAAGGAGUGGGCUAUGGAGGAGCAGCUGGCAUGGCCAAUGGAGCAGGAACAAAAGGCUAUGGUGCAGCGCAAGCUCAGGGAAGCUGGCCACAAGGAUAUGGCGGUCAUGCCGGUCCCGCCAACCAACAUCCAAUGAAAGGCUACGGCUACAGAGCUCACGCUGGAAUAUUGGGUGGACCGAGAAAUCAAGGCUAUGGUGGUCCUCCUGCUGGACCCCAGAGUGGAAACAAAGGCUACGGUCCUGCGAGUGGUGCCCUUGGUGGGAUGGAAUCCAAGACUAAUGGGUACGGAGCUAAAUUUGGCGUCCCAAAUGGAGCUGGAAACAAUGGCCUGUUGGGUUCUGGACGCAAACCCAUGAAAGGAUACGGCCAGCCGUAUUAUGGAGCAGGUAUGGGAGUCUCCCAAAGUCGUGUUGUUCCCCAACUUCCCAGGAACCAGGACAAGGGCUAUGCUGGUGGCUAUGGAAGUGCUGGAAUGGGUCUGGGACCACGUUACGGAAGUGGAGGACUGAAAGGACCCAAACCAGGAUAUGGCGGCGCAGCGGGUGUACCCAACAGACGAGAUGCUGUCCCCAAUGGUCAUGGUUACCUCAAUGGUGGCACUCACUAUCCUAUAAAACCAGCCUAUGGGAAUGGUGUCAAACCCAGUGGGUAUGGAACAAGAGGACGAGGUUAUGGCAUUGGAGUCGUUCCCGUUGGAUAUGGAGCCAGACGUAACGGUUAUGGAGCUGGUGGCACGAAAGGAUAUGGCGCAAAACCCAAUGGCCCUGGAAAUGGACCCCCUUGUUGA